AAAAAUUAAACUACUCUCAUGCUUCUGAACUAUAACCAAGUGAUUAUUUAUGAGGCCGUGCAGAUAGAGACCUUGGAGCAUGGCAGAGAGCAGGAGUAGAUGGCAUAGCUGGAAGCAAGAGAAGUUUGAUCCUCAGCUUUCUGGAGUCCUAGUAUCAGCAGUAGAGGUCAACACCCCGGAGGAGAUGUUUGUGGAGAACGGGACGGACGCAAAGCUCCCAUGCACAUUCACAUCCGUAGAAGUGAUCAGCAGCGCAGCAUCUGUCUCCUGGAGCUUUCAACCAGAGGGAGCAGCCACUCGUAUCUCAUUUUUCUAUUACUCUAAUGGAAAGUCAUACCCUGGAAAGGACAUACCAUUUAAAGACAGGAUCACUUGGGCUGGAGAUCUUAACAAGAAAGAUGCUUCUAUCACUAUAUCAAACAUGCAGUUCCGGGACAACGGCACGUACAUUUGCGAUGUCAAGAACCCACCUGACAUUGUUGUCAAACCAGGAGAAAUCCGAGUUAGAGUUGUGGAGAAAGACAGCCUGCCUGCGUUCCCCAUUGCCACCGUGGCAGGGAUAGCCAUCGGUACGGUUACAGGUCUCUCAUCGCUCAUCUCUAUUGUCGUGUGUCUUGUCAUCAGAAAGAACAACUCUAAAAAACGAUACUCUGGCUGCAGUACCUCUGAGAGCUUGAUGUCUCCGGUUAAGCAGGCUCCGCAGAAGGCGCCCUCCGACACAGAGGGCCUGGUAAACAGCGUGCCCGCCAGAUCACACCAGGGCCCAGUCAUUUACGCGCAGUUAGAUCACUCCGGGGGACAGCACAGCGACAAGAUCAACAAGUCAGAGUCUGUGGUCUACGCCGACAUUCGGAAGAACUGAGAUCCUCAGCUAUCCAAAGGACAACACACAUUCAGACUGGAAUUGCUUGAGCAAGAUUUGACCCAGAGAACUCACAUGUGGCCUUUGAUGCCUAGGCUAGGACCAAUGCAUGUGCAUACAGAGGGAGAGAUAUAUAUGUAUUGUGUGUAAAUAGUCUAUUUAAUCGUACAGAAGUGAGACCAAUGUUGCAUGUUGAAAUGCGGUAAGAAUUUUGCUUAUAAAUUGCCAAUAUUCUUUUUUUUUUAAAUCUUGUGUGACGAGAGAGAAAGUGAAAACUCGCAUCACAAUUUUAAAAUAUUUUUAUCUUGAUUAAUAAUGGAGAAACUGGAAGAUGCCUGAAGAGUCUAGAUUGAUCUGGAGAUGCUUUUUUCUUUGCUUAUAUUUCUUUUGUUGAAGUGACUAUAAAGAAGACAUCUUCUUUAUAUUCAGAGUUCUUUAUGUAUACAGGGUAUUUAUCUUUCCUUGGUCAGAUUCUCAGUACAGGCUGCCUUCUCAUGUAAACUAGACCCUCUCACUUGGUCUUGUAAGCCAAAUUGUGACUCCUAGCUAUCAGAAAUGUAUGUCUUAGCAGUGUGAGUGAAGGAAAUCUUUAGGCCUACCUGACCUGUGUAAUGUGGGUCACAGAACUGUUUACUUCUUGGUGAGCCCAGCUAUUCAAGCUUAGUCCUUUAAGGUGCAGGGAUAGUGUUGAUCUAAUGAAUUUUGUGAAAUGGUAGUUUACCUGUGAAAACAAAGGAGAUAGUGAGUUAAAGGCAUAGGAGGUUGUAGCUGUAGGUGGUUACCUCAGACUCUGUUGAACCUUUCAAUGAAAUGUUUCUUCCUCAAAGCUCUGUCAUUUCAUGUAAGCGUUAAAAAGGGCUCCAAGGGAUCUGGAAGCUGUAAUACUCCCAUACCUCUCUCCCAUGGCUCCAUUAUACCACUGUCACCUCCUUGGAGGUGCUUUAUCUGUUCUUGAAAGCCUGUAGUGGAGGCUGAAUGACUUCUGGAGGAAAUCUAGGGCUCUUUGGUUUUUUUGAUGUGUGGUUAUUUUGUGUAACCUAUAUUUGCACAGAAGAUGUGGAUGGGCAGUUUAUUUCCUUCAUCUCUGCAAGUCUACUGCUUGAAUACGAUUUCCCAGCCUCUUGUUUCUAGGUUAAACUCCUCCUAGAUUGUUAAGGUUCUCUGCUGAUGAGGAUUUCUUUCACUGACCCACUGUAUCCUGAAAUCUGGUGCUCAAAACUAGAAGUGGCCUUCCAGCAGAGAUCUUCUCAGAGUGGCAUAUAGAAGAAGGAUUUCUGUUUUGUACAUCCUAAUGUGGGGGUUUUGUUUUGGGUUGCGUUUUUUGGGCAGCAAAUAAUUUUCAGCUUGGUCUAUUGUAACCCCUUUUCUCUGACUCUUACCCAUUUCCUAGUUCAGUCUGUUUCACAGAAUCAGUCACAGAAUGGUUGAGGUUGGAAAGCACCUCUGGAGAUCAUCUCACCUUCCUCGAGCAGCAUCAGCCAGAGCACGCUGCCCAGCACUGUGCCCAGUUUUGAGGAUCUCCACAGGUGGGAACUCUG
Molecule: messenger RNA, 2400 nt
Organism: Corvus hawaiiensis (hawaiian crow)
Lineage: Eukaryota; Metazoa; Chordata; Aves; Passeriformes; Corvidae
Gene: MPZL1
Product: myelin protein zero like 1
Exons: 6
Coding region: 80-862 (260 amino acids)
Cellular component (GO): focal adhesion; cell surface; membrane
Source: RefSeq, a predicted model, not a curated record